This is a messenger RNA of Phaeodactylum tricornutum CCAP 1055/1, 1884 nucleotides long. RefSeq lists its product with no specific name. Bases 1 to 1884 code for a protein of 627 amino acids. NCBI's taxonomy places the organism in Eukaryota, Bacillariophyta, Bacillariophyceae, Surirellales, Neidiaceae. The record is from RefSeq and is a predicted model, not a curated record. The transcript has a single exon.
AUGAGAUCGAGGAAGGCCUCUCGCUACGGCGUGGAAAACGCUCAAUGGACGCAAGCACCCCUGAUCUGUCGGACAAUCAUUUGUUUCUUACUGAUAAACCAGUCUAGAGCUAUAGUGAUCGAGGGCAUCCCGCGAAGUUACAUAGGACCAUCUUGUCGUUCCAAGUACUUCUGCUGCCGGAACCCGGCGUUUCCGUUUAUGGCAGUAUCCAGAGCACCCUGUUUACGGAAUCGGCGUCAAAGAACGAGGCGUUAUGAGAGCUUUCGAGACGAUAGGGAUAGUGCUUUGGUAUCCGCAUCCGACCUUGUAUUUAAUGGAUCGACAUCGGCUGCUUUAACAUGCUCACCCGAGGAGCAAACCAGCCGUACUUCACAAUCUUCCGCCACUUUUUCCGAAGUCGAUGUACUGUACGGAAGGCGAGCUGUGCUCGUGUAUGAUCCCUUACAAGAGCGCUACGUGAAAGUUUCCGAGAAGAACAGAGUAGCCGACAGCACCAAGCAAGAGUCGGUAGCUCUACGGGCACGCCGAUCAUCUCUCGCUCGAUUUAUUACCACCAAAAUACUCCCCCGUCUUUCGCUCGCCUUCCUACCAUCAGGUGUCACAAACGACUAUUAUCGAUUUGUUCGUUGGCGUAUACUGCAGCGUUUCGUCAAUGCCAAUCUGAACGUCUUUGGCACGCAGAGUCUGCUUUUGGCGCUGCGAAUUAAGAGCUCGGCUUCGCAGCUCGGCGCCUUGUCCGCCGCUCUUAACUGGGUCCUCAAAGACGCCUUGGGAAAGAUUGUCCGGAUGCUCUGGGCUUCCCGUAUGGGACGGAGGUUCGACUCGGACGCUAAACGAUGGCGGUUUCGUUCCAGUUUUGUCUUUGCUGCUGGCAAUGGACUCGAAAUCAUCACCUACGUGUUCCCAUCGCUCUUUCUACUGUGGGCAACGUUGGCAAACUGUUGCAAACAAAUAUCGAUGCUCACGUCCAGCUCUACACGCACGUCAAUCUACAACUCCUUUCGGGACGGAUCACGGGAAAACAUUGGCGAUAUUACUGCGAAAGGUGAAGCGCAAAUUGCCAUUGUCGACCUAUUGGGGAUCGCGAGCGGCGUAACCUUGUCCCGCACGGUUGGUACCUCAAUUCGUGCUGUACUCGCCGUAUACGUAACACUACAAGCGAUUGAGAUUGUCUGUGUGUAUCACCAGUUGCGAGCGGUCACCUAUCGAGUUAUGAAUUUUGAACGAAUGAUUUCCGUUGUGGCAGACUUCUGUCAAGCCCGCCAAGGACCAAAAGACGGAUUAGAAGGACUAGCCGCGUCGUGCACGACGCCUACUCCCGCUGGAAUUCCCACUCCACAGACAUUGGCGUCGCAAGAACGCAUAUUUUUGCCACCGAAACAUUUGACUCGUCGCGCCAUUGCCUUUGGGUCCAUCGGCCGUGCCAGGCUCUCUCCCGACGAGCUGGGAACGCUUCUCGAAAUUUUUAAGAGAGAGCGUUUCAUUCUCGUUGUUGGAAAGAACGUCAAACAUCCGAGACCAUUUAUGGCGAAGACUGCAAAGCAGAAUGAAGAUCCGGUUUCGCGGAUUCAAGAAAAUUGCCAUAUUGUGCUGCACGAAGCAGCCACCAAUAUGGAUAUUGUGAAGAGUACACUUGCGUUGACGCUUUUACGACGGAAGUUGGCCUUGUCAAAAUUCGAUCCGUCUCAAGUGAGGUCGUCCAAUUGUUUUGAUAUAAUGAAGGUGACGCAAGAAGAAACAAACGAUUUGUUCCCCUUACUGCUGCGAGAAAUGAAUACGCAGGGGUGGGAGUCGCCGGCGCGAUUCAUGUUUGGAAGGGUGCACAUGAGAGCUGACUGGCCUCUCACAGCAAGGUCCAAGGGAAGAACAACAUCUGCCACAUAA